Molecule: messenger RNA, 4000 nt
Organism: Mobula hypostoma (lesser devil ray)
Lineage: Eukaryota; Metazoa; Chordata; Chondrichthyes; Myliobatiformes; Myliobatidae
Gene: wdhd1
Product: WD repeat and HMG-box DNA binding protein 1
Exons: 26
Coding region: 103-3483 (1126 amino acids)
Biological process (GO): mitotic cell cycle; DNA-templated DNA replication; DNA repair
Cellular component (GO): nuclear replication fork
Molecular function (GO): protein binding; chromatin binding
Source: RefSeq, a predicted model, not a curated record
UCUGGCGCAGUCUGUGACGUGCCGGAGGCGUUUGGCGGGAAACACGAAACCUUUGCUGAGCGGCGGCGAGAGAGAGAAAGCCAUCGGUGCCCGCAAUUGAGGAUGCCAGCUGAGAGAAAGCCAAUGCGAUAUGCACACCCCGAGGGAUACACUGGUGUUUGUUUUGAUGAAACAGGAAGAUAUAUUGUAACUGGAGGUAGUGAUGGUGAUGUAAGAAUCUGGGAAAGUUUAGAUGACGAUGAUCCCAAAUCAAUCAAUGUUGGUGAUAAAGUUUACUCACUUGCUCUCCGGAAUGGAAUGCUUGUUACCACUGUUUCUAACAACAUUGUUCAAGUAAAUUCAUUCCCUGAUGGUUCCCCAGAUGGAAUUUUAACUCGCUUCACUGCCGAAGCAAACCACGUUGUUUUCAAUAACAAUGCAACUACUGUUGCUGCUGGAUCCAGUGAUUUUAUGGUAAAGAUCAUUGAUGUUAAAGACAAUAGUCAACAGAAGACAAUUCGAGGUCAUGAUGGUCCUAUUCUCAGUGUGGCUUUUGACCCAAAGGAUGUGUAUCUGGCUUCCUCCAGCUGUGAUGGAUUAGUAUGUAUUUGGAAAAUAUCUGAUCAGACACUUGCAUCCAGUUGGCCAUUGCUAACCAAGUUCAAUGAGGUGAACCGUGCUACAUCCAUCUGUAGACUUGAGUGGCAACCAAAGUCUGGAAAGUUCUUGGCUGUUCCAGUCGAAAAAGUUGUAAAACUGUAUGAAAGAGAAUCCUGGGAAAAUGUUGCCGAUCUUUCAGAUGACAGCAUUACGAUGCCAUUAAAUGUUGUAUCAUGGUCUCCAUGUGGUGAUUAUGUAGCUGCUGGGAGUAUUGAUGGAUCCAUGGCAGUAUGGAAUGUACAGACGAAAAAAUGUAUAGAAAGAUUGCGGCAUGAGAAGGCUUAUCGAAUAUGUGCAAUGGCAUGGCACCCUUUGAAAGGAAAUCUAGCUUAUACGGAUUCUGAAGGAAAUUUGGGGAUGUUUGAAGGGAUUUGGGCAGAUGUUAGCAGUAAAGGAUUGACUUCGCAUUCCACUGCUACUACAGUGAGUGAUUUAUUUGAUGAAGAAAGUGGUGACUUGACAACAAAAGAAACCUAUCUGUCACAGCCAUCACCAAUAAGGCAUCCAUUAGCAGAUGAUGAUGAUGAAGAUGACGAUGUGAUGGGCAUAGUCAACCGGUCUCGAUAUCAUCGGGCAAUUGAAGAUGAUAACUCGCAUGAUAUUGGAUCUCCCAUCCAUCUAGGUAAAGUGGCUGAUGACGAUGACGACCAUGCUAGUAUUGCACAAGCAGCACCAGUUUCUGUUGGAUACACUGGACCAUUGCCAACACCAAAGCAAAAGCCUUUUCAACCGUGUUCCACACCAUCUCACCUCUCACAUAGGUUCAUGGUGUGGAAUUCCAUUGGUAUUAUUCGCUGCUACAGUGAUGAUCAAGAUAAUGCUAUAGAUGUAGAAUUCCACGAUACCUCUAUACACCACGCAAUUCAUUUGAGUAACUUUCUUAAUCAUACCAUGGCAGAUUUAUCACAUGAAGCGGUGCUGUUGGCCUGUGCAAAAUCUGAUGAACAUCCCAGCACACUGCAGUGUAUCCACUUCAACUCCAGGGACACAAAUAAAGAAUGGAUGGUUGAUCUGGCAGACAAUGAAAACAUUGAAGCUAUCUGUCUUGGUCAAGGUUGGGCUGCUGUUUCAACAAGUGCUCUAAUUGUUCGUAUAUUCAGCAUUGGUGGUAUCCAAAAGGAACUCUUCAGUCUACCAGGGCCUGUGGUCUCCAUGUCAGGACACGGGGAACAGCUAAUGAUCUCUUAUCAUCAAGGCACCGGAUUUGAUGGAGAUCAGUGUCUUGGGGUCCAACUUAUGGAACUGGGAAAAAGAAGGUCACAGGUUCUCCAUGGUGUUCCCCUUCCUUUAAGUAGAAAGUCAUAUCUGACGUGGCAGGGCUUUUCUGCUGAAGGAACUCCAGCAUUUGCAGAUUCGGAUGGGAUAGUACGAAUGUUGAACAGAUCUCUAGGGAUGACCUGGAUUCCUAUUUCUAACACUAGGGACCAUUGCAAGAGCAAGUCUGAUCAUUACUGGGUGAUCGGUAUCCAUGAAAACCCUCAACAACUCAGAUGCAUUCCAUGCAAAGGAGCAAAGUUUCCACCAACACUUCCUCGUCCCACUGUAACAGUCCUACCACUGAAACUUCCCUAUUGUCAGACUACUUCAGAAAAAGGACAAAUGGAGGAGCAGUACUGGCGAUCUGUUUUGUUUCAUAACCAUUUUGACUAUUUGGAAGCAAAUAACUAUGAAUUCGAUCUAGCUGCGGAAAACCAAGCAGUGAAGGAACAGCAGGAACUGCUUAUGAAAAUGUUUGCUUUAUCUUGCAAGGUUGAUCGUGAAUUUCGUUGUGAAGAGCUUUCGGAGUUUAUGACCCAGAAUGUCUUAAGUCUGGCUAUCAAGUAUGCUUCACGUUCAAAACGUCUAACGCUUGCACAGCGCCUCAGUGAUCUGGCGCAGGAGAAAGCUGCGACACUGACUGCAGUACAGGAGGAGGAUACGGAAUUAAAUACUGGUUACAGUAGACCAGUUACUGGAUAUAAUUCACCCCACAUGCAACCUUCAGCUCAAAGUUGCAUUCAGAAUACAGGAGGAGGAAAUGACGAAGGUGUACAGAACGAUGCAGAAGAAGAUGGUGUCUCUGGAUUGGAUCCUGAGGAACGACUUCAUGCAAAUAGAAGAUUAAAUCCAUUUAGUAAAGAUCUUGACUCUCUGGAAAAAAUAACUACAAAAUCUGUAGCUCUUACAAGCAAUAUUCUUGCACGUGGCAAUCCCUUUAAGGUGACAUCUGGUGGCAUAACUCCUGGACUACCUGGAGCUCAAACUCGUAACACCAACAUUCUAGAUAGCAUGGUGAAAACUAAUAAAAGAUCAACAAACAACAACAAUCAAUCUACAAAUAAGGAAAAAUCGACAGUCCUGAAGCCUCUGAUGUCAAAGUUAAAGACAAAACAGACCCAGGCUACACUCUUCCAAACAACCACCCCCAAGUCCAGCAGUACAAUUACGGAAGAUAAACCUAUUGAGGCUAAGCCUGUACAAACAGUUAAUCCAGAGAGCAAAGUUACAGAUAACAAAAAGCCAAAGAAAACAGGUUUCCAACUUUGGUUGGAGGAAAGCCGAGAUAAUAUUAUUGCUGAAAGUCCGGAUUUGACAGAAGAAGAAAUAAUUAAAGAAGGCAUGAACAGAUUCCGCAUUCUAUCUGCUGAGGAAAGGAAGGCCUGGACAGAGAGGGCUAAAAGUGCUACCAAUACUGUGCCUGAUACAGAGGUUAAAAAACGCAAGCGUACAGAAGAGCAGGGUGUGAAUGAACUAGAAGACAGAAAGGAAAAUUCUGAAGAAUCUGAUGCUUCUGCCAAAAAGAAGAAACCGGAACAUCCAACUGUGAAUUCAAGACUGUCUGCCUUUGCUUUCAAAAAGGACUAACGAUGCUGUAAAUUGUUUCAACAUGAUCUGAACAUAAUAGAAUCUUAUUUGUAAAUUGCAUUUAUUAAAUUUAAGUUUGGACAAGCUUGAGUUAUAAAUGUUCUUGAAAAUGAACUUUGUUGCAUUGGGGAUAUUUAAUAUCUCUUUUAUUAAGUUUACAUUUACAACAUGCAUUGGGUUUAUCACUUGUGGCAGUUCUGCUGUUCAGUCAAAUGGUGUUCUACUCAAAAGCGGAUAGUUUAUGGUGGGGUUUAAGGUAGCUGUUUUGGCUGCAAGUGAAGAGGACCUGCAAUCAGUUACCUAUCAGAGAUAGUGUGCAAUAGUAAGUAAGUGAGUGGAAGGUCAUGUGACAGGUGAAUCAAAUUAAUUUUGACUGCAACAACUUUCUUUGAUGAAGAUUAUGGCACUAGUAAUACUUCUGUGUUGUAGAGUUUAUUAUGAAUAAUAUAGCAAUAAAUUUUCGAUAUUGCGUUGUUCCAAAAGGGUAAAUUGUAAAUUUUAUUUGAAUACUCCUUUU